AGGAGGAGAGGUUGGAGCCGUCUCCAGGAGCCCUUAGAGACCGAGUCCCCGGCGGCGGCGGCGGGGCAGCGCACCGGCAGAAGAGUGAGCACCGAGCUGCGGACGCAGGUGAUCCGUUCCCCUACUUGAAACCUGAAAACGGUGGGCCACACAAAGUCUUACUGAUUUCAGGUAAAAACAAUAACUGAAGAUGUCAAGCAAAACAGCAAGCACCAACAACCUCACCCAGGCAAGGAGGACCGUGCAGCAGUUAAGGCUAGAAGCCUCCAUUGAAAGAAUAAAGGUUUCGAAGGCGUCCGCGGACCUGCUGUCCUACUGUGAGGAGCAUGCCAGGAACGACCCUCUGCUGAUAGGGAUACCCACCUCAGAAAACCCUUUCAAGGAUAAGAAGACCUGCAUCAUCUUAUAGAGGAAGAUGAAACGGUUCCUUACGACCUCUCAACAAAUCAAAUUACGAGCAGCUCCUUGAAGAGAAUUACCUUCAGCUUAUUUGGUAACCACUGCUAAUAACUAAAAUGCUCUUACCAUGGAAUAAUAGACUCUGAAGUCUUUAUUUUCCAAGUUGUCCCUUUUUCUGAAAUACUCUUUACUGAUCUAAUACAAAACAGCAGUUUUGUUUUCCAUUUGGUAACUAUGGUGUCACAUUGGGUUGCUGCUUAACAAAAGUCAGUCUGGGCCUUUUAAAAAAACAAUGAUAUACUUUCAACUAUACGAAUGAUCCAUUUCUAUCAAGAGCUAAAUUACCUAAGCCCCCAUCUAGAUUAAAAUGCCAAGAAUAAUUUAAGUCCUUAAACCCUUAUUAUAAUGUGUUCUUAACAUGGUUGUGCCAACCUGUUCAGUGUACAUGGAUGAGGAGUGUUUUUGUGUGCGUAUAUAUAUAUACCUAUAUAUCUAUAUCUAUAUAUAUCUAUAUAUAUAUGUCUUUG
This is a messenger RNA of Molossus molossus (Pallas's mastiff bat), 926 nucleotides long. It is a transcript of the gene GNG12, whose product is annotated as G protein subunit gamma 12. Gene Ontology annotation, molecular function: G-protein beta-subunit binding. Gene Ontology annotation, cellular component: heterotrimeric G-protein complex. Gene Ontology annotation, biological process: G protein-coupled receptor signaling pathway. The record is from RefSeq and is a predicted model, not a curated record. The transcript is spliced from 4 exons. Bases 191 to 409 code for a protein of 72 amino acids. NCBI's taxonomy places the organism in Eukaryota, Metazoa, Chordata, Mammalia, Chiroptera, Molossidae.